AUGUCUCUGACCAGAGCUGAGAGGACCGUCAUCGUGUCCAUGUGGAGCAAGAUCUCCACACAGGCGGACGCCAUUGGCACCGAGACCCUGGAGAGGCUCUUCUCCUGCUACCCCCAGGCCAAGACCUACUUCCCGCACUUCGACCUGCACACGGGCUCCGCGCAGCUGCGCGCGCACGGCUCCAAGGUGGUGGCCGCCGUGGGCGACGCGGUCAAGAGCAUUGACAACGUGGCGAGCGCGCUGUCCAAGCUGAGCGAGCUGCACGCCUACGUGCUGCGCGUGGACCCGGUCAACUUCAAGUUCCUGUCCCACUGCCUGCUGGUCACGUUGGCCUCGCACUUCCCCGCCGACUUCACGGCCGACGCGCACGCCGCCUGGGACAAGUUCCUGUCCCUCGUGUCCGGCGUCCUGACGGAGAAGUACCGCUGA
Dama dama (fallow deer) is the source of this 429-nucleotide messenger RNA. It is a transcript of the gene HBZ, whose product is annotated as hemoglobin subunit zeta. The transcript has 3 exons. Gene Ontology annotation, molecular function: oxygen binding; haptoglobin binding; oxygen carrier activity. The record is from RefSeq and is a predicted model, not a curated record. Bases 1 to 429 code for a protein of 142 amino acids. Gene Ontology annotation, biological process: oxygen transport; hydrogen peroxide catabolic process. Gene Ontology annotation, cellular component: hemoglobin complex; blood microparticle; haptoglobin-hemoglobin complex. Lineage: Eukaryota; Metazoa; Chordata; Mammalia; Artiodactyla; Cervidae.